Molecule: messenger RNA, 6186 nt
Organism: Phymastichus coffea
Lineage: Eukaryota; Metazoa; Arthropoda; Insecta; Hymenoptera; Eulophidae
Gene: DCAF12
Product: DDB1- and CUL4-associated factor 12 homolog
Exons: 8
Coding region: 1107-2498 (463 amino acids)
Cellular component (GO): Cul4-RING E3 ubiquitin ligase complex
Molecular function (GO): protein binding
Source: RefSeq, a predicted model, not a curated record
UCCAGCCAUGCUUGGUUUGAACAUGGCGGCCACACUCGCUUUGUAAACGGCUGCUGGGAGUGCUGUGACUCUACAAGUUGAGUUGAGAGCGAAAGCGAGGGAGAGAGAACACUGAGUGCGGAUAACAGCGUGCGCGUAUGUCUCCAUUGCUAUAAUGUCUCUGACGGAAUCUCCGAGUCGUUUCAGCUGUUCGCUCGUCGCUGAGGCCAAGCGCAUUUACGAGCUUUUCACCGUACCCGGUUGCCUCGCCUCAUUGUCGUCCUGAGACCCGUCACCUACCUCCAGCUGCUCAGCUUUGCACAACGUAGACACUCUCGUCCGUAUUCGAUAGUUCAACUUGUUCGUGCCCUGCUGCAUUGCUGCACUGCUGCAUUGCUGCACUGCUGCACUGUUGCACAUUGCAUCUGUAAACAAUUGUCGAGGAAUCAGCUUUAUUGCAGGAAAAAAUAGAGCCUCGCUCGUCAGUCUUUCAGUAAGUUCUACAAAUCACUGCAAGAAAGAGCUGCAUGUUCAUUGAACUCUUUUUUUCUGGGCAUGGCAUUGUAAAUGAGGAAACUUGAGAUAUUGCUCAAAUUGUUGCAUCUCUCAUCUCAGACCCAGUUGUCAAACUGUUGAAAAUAGGCGAGAAAUCAAUAACUGAAUUGGCAGAUUGCUCUUUCCCGCAGUUCACGCAAUCAAUUUAUGAUUUAGAGCAAGGCUAAUCAAUUACAUUUUUCUCCUAGGAUCUUUUUCAGCUAUAGUUGCUAUAUUUAAAGUAAUUGUCGACGCUCCGGUUACGUGAAAAUUCACCCUUUUCAAAGACAAAACAAAACAAUCUCUCGAUCAAUUACCGUACAUGAUCAGAACGUGAUCUACGGUUCGCAAUAUAGCAAUUAUAGUUGGAAAGAAUUUUGGGAAGAAAAAUUUAUUUGAUCACCCUGACUUCAGAUGAUAAAUCAAUAAUUGUGCCACUAAGUUCAAAGUUUAAAAUAACGAUGAAUAGCUGGUGCAAAACGAGAAAUUUAGAUAAAACAUAGAGAUAGUCUAACGGGCGAGUAUCUCGCCGAAUCAGAAUCGGAUAUAGAAACAACCCUAAUAGAUCAAUCAUCAAUACUUAAGCCACACUAAUGCGCACAGAUAUGGCAGAAACUCAGCGUAUAACAACUUAUGGUAGAAAGCCAUCUUGUGCAAACAAUGCUCGAUUGGAAGCUAGAAGAGCCAGAAGGCUCGAAAUGAUACAAGAAAGGAAUAGGAAAUCCGACAAACCAGACGAUUUUGUUUGUUAUGAAUCGAGUGACGAUGAAGAGGAGUCUGUUAUGGAUGGCAAGCAAUUUUUGAAAACGUCAUUCAAUUUCGUAGAUUACGUAAGAUCGAGAGAAACUAAUACAAGAGAAAUUCGGAAAAUUAACCAAGAAUUUGGCUCUCGUCACAUAUUAAGUCACGACCUGUUCAAAGAAUAUUCCGUUAGUUUGAAUAACAUGAAUAAAGUCUUUUGUUCUCAGUGGCUCAGUGAUAGACAAGUUGUAUUUGGCACAAAGUGUAACAAACUAAUGGUCUAUGACGUUGCUACGCAAAAAUUAGAUCAGAUUCCAUCACUUCAUGGUAGACAAAAUUCGUCCAGAGGUCCGGGAAACAUAGAGCAGCAAUGUGGAAUUCAUUCUGUACAGAUAAAUCCCUCGCGAACUUUGCUAGCGACUGGAGGACGGAACAGUACGGAAAUAGCAAUUUAUAGACUGCCAACAUUAGAUCCCGUUUGCGUAGGAGAAUCUGGGCAUCAAGACUGGGUUUACGAUAUGUGUUGGAUAGAUGAUGAAUUUCUAGUUUCGGGUUCAAAAGAUACGCGAAUGGCUCUGUGGCAGAUUGAUAGUGAUUUAUCUGAGGCCCCCGAUAAAGCGGAUAUACCAUCUCAUAGAUUAAUUCAACCAGUUACUGUGAAAGAGUGUAGAUCGGCUCAAAAAGUACGAUCUUUACUUUUCAAUAAAGCAUACAAGGAGAUAGCUGUUUUGUCGAUGAAUUGUUUUAUUCAUAUCUGGUCUGCCGAAUCUUUCAAGCAAAAAAUUUCUCGAAAGUUGCCAGCUUGCCAAGAUAAUGUAUGCUUAGCUGUUCACGAUGAUGGUUUAUAUGCAGUGGGAUGCCGAUCGUAUACAUUACUACUUGAUGCAAGAACGUUACAACCGAUAAAAAAAGUACCAUCAAGGUACAGCGGUUGCGGCAUAAGAUCUGCUAGUUUUCAAGGUUCCGUUUUAACGAUUGGUACCGGGCUUGGAAUGUUGAUGUUUUACGAUAUAAGGGCUCAGAAAUAUCUGGAAUCAUCAAUAAAUUCUAACAGAACCGUCAUGCUGAAGGCUUCCAAAGGCUAUGUGUUUCCAGAUGAAGAUUAUAUAGAUGGAUUUCAAAACGUUAAGUACACGCCUGCCAUCUACACUCAUUGCUAUGAUGCAUCGGGGACUCGAUUGUUUUGCGCUGGAGGUCCACUCCCGACAAAUUUGUAUGGAAAUUAUGCAGGUUUAUGGCAAUGAGCUUGUACGCUUCUAGCGUCCAUUGACUUUCUCCUUUCCAUUCAUACUUUGUGCAUUUCAAAGUGACAAUAUCCAGUUGAAGAACAGGUCAAGUUUGUGGACGUUUUAUUUUUAUAAAAGCGGAGAAAAAUUAGCCGCAAAUCUGAGUUGUGCAGUGUAGUGCUUUUAUACGUUAAGGAUGUUCAAUGAUUAUAUAAAGGUUAAGGGAACUUUCUAAUUUAUUUUAAAUGCUUAACUUAACCGCUCUACGAACUGAGAUGCCUUGAUCACCAUUUCAUCUAGGCAAAUUCCGAUGAAAAUUAAAUCACAAGUUGAUCUCUUGUGCAAAGACUCUUAUAAAGAGCAGCUUCACAAAAAUCAGUCACCUAUAGAACGUAAAAUUAUAAAUAAUUGAGAGAUUGUUGUCAAAAACGUAACACACAGAGAAUAAAUUUUAAUAAAUGUGACGGAAAGUUUGAAACGAGAUAACCGAUAAAAAUCUUAAGUAAUUGAAUGAAACUUGAGUGGAAAUUCGAGUUUGUAAGUUGUACCGGGUGGUGCGCAAGGAGCGGACCGGGACGAGCCGUGAGGCGAAUACAGCUCGUUCUAUCGCUCCCGCACAACACCAUCGAACAUCCUUAAGCCUAACUUGUAAAAAUAGAUUAAAUUUUAAAGCUAGGUUCGUUUGGACUAGAGCUUUUGAAAUCACACUAUGAAUUUUGCGCUUAUUUUGCAAAGCUCACUAGGAAAGAUUUUUAUUACAUGAAAAUUGUUUGCAUGCCGAGGAACUCGUCAUUUUCAAUUUUAUAAGAUAUAUUCUCAUCAUAAACAUAGGUAUAAAGAGUAGAUUGCCAGCAAAACUAUGCAAUGUAGGUAUGUAAUGAAACGGCCUUGCAAUUUCAAUAAGCAAUUGACAGUAUGGACCAUUUUUCAUACAUCUUUAAUUCGAAAUUCCUUAAUCAGGUUUAUCAAUUGAUUGAAUUUCAAUUGUUAAUUUUUUAAAGUUUAAUUAAAGAAACCAAGUGAUUGUGAUUACAUUAUUGAAAAACGUCGAUAGACAAGUACUAAAUUCUUUGCCAGCAUUAUAACUAUGUUACUUUACUUUAUUACGGAAAUAAUGAGUAAAUUGCAUUAAUUAAAAUUAAUUUAUUUUAAUAUCAUGCAUAAUUAUCAAUUUUCAUCGUAUUAUUAUAUUAUAUCCAUGGCCAAUAACAGCAACUAUUUGAGAGCUGCAAACAGAAGACUUGUUUAAUCGGAAAAUCAACAAUAUGUGACGGUCUUUGCAUAAAUUUACGAGAUUUUUAUUUUAUAAAAAUGAAAAUUCUAGUUAGAAUUGGUAGGUAACUUUUGAUCGCUAUUUUAAGAAAUGGCCACAAUUGUUUUAAGACCAACAGAAUGCAUAAACUGUGAUUGUAUAAAUGCGUUUUAUCGAGUGCAAUCGAAACAAUAAUUCCUUUUUUGUAUACAUAGAGAAACUACAAAUUAAUACAUUAUGUAACUACAACCCCCCUAUUCGCAAAGAAAAUAUUUUUUACUUCGUCGUAGACAUACGGGUGAUAUCUUCAAGUACGAAAAAAACCCUCAUUGACGAAAGUUUUCCUCGUGCUCGUAGCUUUAAUCAUAUUGUUUUAUUAUAUUCAUAAUUCUUUUUCUUUUAAUUACUUGGAGUAUUUGUUAUUUUUCUUAUUUAUUGCUGUUAAUGUUUAUAAUGCGAAAAUGAACUUAUACGUUAUAAAUUUUAAAUAAUAAUUCUUCUUUAUCGAAUCUCGCCAAGCCAAUUUUUUUAAUUUAUGUCGCUUAAACCCGUUGAAAUCGAUUGUUUUUUUGCUAUUGGCAUAAUUAUCAAUUCGGACAUCUCGAAAUGUUAGUCCUGCUUACUGCAUAAACAGUACAGAUAUUUAACAUUAUGCAAUAAAUGUACUAUUUAUAAAGAACUGAACUCGAAAAAGCUUUAAUCAUUGUACAGUUAAAAAAGAUGAUUUUAAUCCGGUUUACAUUAUAAUUUAAUAGUUUGAAUUUAAUGUGAACUGUAAGCGAAAGAGUACUGUGUAUGAAAAUAUUUCUGUGAUGUUAAACUUUUCUUUUAAUUAAAAAAAUUGGUUGUCUACACUCCAGUAUGAGCAACGAGCACUACUUUUGGCUGUACUUUAUUCGUUACUUUAUUGUUUAUUAUAAAACAUGGUGAAUGCUGUCCCUGAAGUACAUUAUUUAAAAAUGUGAACUUUUAGGUUCAUGUAUCGUGCGAAAUUAGAUUGUACAUACAUACAUAAGUUAGUAGCUAAAAAUUAAAACGUAAAAUAGAGAUGUGACUGAUUGAUGAUCAAAUUGAAAAGCACUCAAGACUGAUGAUAAAAACAGAAUCAUUCAUGAAAGCAGAAAAAAUAAAUAUCUUCAAAGUAUGUAUAAAGCACACCAAAACAUAUGUUUUCUCCCUUUAUAAACAAGCGAUGGAUGCCAUAUUAAAACCAGUUUAAAACGUUUCAUUUGUGAUCAGAUUGGCUAAGGACUGGCCACCUAACAUACUGUUAUGUGACAGUAAAUAAGCGCGCAUGUACGAUUUCGAGUUGAAAUUUUUUAAUAGUAAAAAUUCAAUUUAUCAUAAUUGAUACAGAUCAUUAUUUUCAAAAUAAUGAAAGUAAAAAAAAUAGGUUGCAGUGGUAUUGUUUUAACACAUUUCAUAGAACUAGCAGAAAAUAGAUCGUUUCGAAAUAAAAAAAAGAUUAUGCUUUGGAUUUGUUCUGAUAUAAUGAUGUCGCAAUUUUUAUUCAAAGAGAUAGGAUAAACGUUUAAUAGUGAUUUGACCUAUAAAGUUGAAAAAACUAAAAGAUUAUUUAUAUCAGUUUUCUGUUUAAUAAAUCAGGAAUUAUACCAGGAACUGUUUUGCUAAUAAACAUUUUUCCAAUGAUGUGUAUUUUGUAAAAAAAUUGAAGAAUCCAUCUUCGAAAAAAAUAACUUAUGUAGAAUAUAUUGAUUAAUAUGAUAAGAAAUGAAAAAGAAGAUAAGAGCACGCAAAGCGGGUCGACAUCACUAGCACUGUAAAUGGAGAAAUUAGUCUUCCUGAUAUCAGCUUAGUUUAAUAUAAUUUAAAUCAAUUUCGCCUCCUUUUGCCGAUUAAAAAAAAUGUUUAAACCUUUGUUUUCUGAAGCGUAUAACAACCUUGAUCUGUCAUUCUUUUUCAUUUGGGAUAUAGAAUUCUUAUUUGACUUAUGAAAUGAUCGUUUCUUAUUAUGUUUGUAAUACGUAGGAAAACUUUUUUAUAAAAUAUGUGAAGUAUACUAACAAGAUAGUAAAAGGCGAUGUCAUUGUUCUGUUUGAUCGACCUUUUGUCAGGCCCUAUUUUCUCAUGAAAUACGCAACGAAAAGUGUUCGUACUUGACCAAAUACUUUAUUGUUAACAAAUGCAACCAAGAAUGGUCGACUCGUUGACGAAAUCGAAUACGUCUAUGUAUAUUUUGGUGUGCUAUAUAUUUAUAUAGAAGGAACUUAAUGGAGAUGAAUGACAGCAAGUGCGUGGUCAGCUGACUGAGAAGUAGUUUGAAAUUUUCAAAAUUUAACGAAACAGAAAAAAUGAAUGAGACUAAGCAGUAAAUAUGACUUGCAGUGAAAUUUGCGCAAGGCGAAUCCUCGUUUGUGACGUGUGUUAUUUUAUACUUUUAUGAAAUUUUUUUGAAAAGCAAACUAAAGCGUAUAAUAUCAAUUAUACCUGUAG